Episyrphus balteatus (marmalade hoverfly) is the source of this 1152-nucleotide messenger RNA. RefSeq names its product serine proteinase stubble. Gene Ontology annotation, molecular function: serine-type endopeptidase activity. The record is from RefSeq and is a predicted model, not a curated record. Lineage: Eukaryota; Metazoa; Arthropoda; Insecta; Diptera; Syrphidae. Gene Ontology annotation, biological process: proteolysis. Bases 1 to 1149 code for a protein of 382 amino acids. The transcript has 6 exons.
AUGCUGUCAUGGAAAUUUCAUCAAUCAAAUGUUACUUUUGUGUUCCUUGAGAUUCUUUUGCUACUGCAUCUGAUUCAACAUCAUUCAGCUGACGGAGGAAUCCUUAACAGUAUUCUGGGUGUUCCAUCGGAGUGUUUCCAUCAAAAUGGAGUAUGGCCAUGCAAGUUGUCAUUUUCCUGUUGGAUUCAAGGUGGUAAGCAUGCCAAAGGAUGUGGCAACAACAAGUGGUUAUUUUCUUGCUGCAUAUCUGAAAAUGAAGUAACUCCGGCAAACUUCGGAUUCAACCUCAUGAAAAUGAACGAUCUCUCAAAAAGAGUUAUGCUGAAACGCAGAGAUGACAAUGAAUUGUUUCCAAUGGUUGAAUGCGGUUUACCUAGAACUUUUCAAAAUACCCUUCAAAAACGAAUCAUCGGCGGACGUCCAUCAAGGUUCGCUGAAUACCCUUGGCAAGCUCACAUACGCAUCGCUGAAUUCCAAUGCGGUGGCGUUUUAGUUUCUACAAAUAUGAUUGCAACUGCUGCACAUUGCAUUCAACAGGCCCGGUUGCAAGAUAUAUCGGUGUUUCUGGGCGAAUUGGAUACACAAAAUUCAGGAACAAUAUUGGAACCGAUUCCGGUGGAGAAACAUAGAGUUAUACAAAAGAUCAUACAUCCGAGAUUUAAAUUUCGAAUGACACAACCAGAUCGAUAUGAUUUGGCUUUGCUGAAACUUGCAAAACCAACUGGUUAUAGUGAUCAUAUUUUACCAAUUUGUCUCCCGAUUGCUCCGAUUAAUCUGACAGGGAGGAAAGGAAUCAUCGCUGGAUGGGGAAAAACCGAAGCCAAUAUGGGUUAUUCGGGCACAAAUAUCCUCCAAGUUGCAUCAGUACCUAUUAUUGAUCCACUGGACUGUGUUCGAUGGCAUGAAAUCAAGAAAAUCAGUGUUGAAUUGUUUGGUGAAAUGUUUUGUGCGGGGCACUCUGAUGGCCAUCAAGAUGCUUGUUUAGGCGAUUCUGGUGGUCCAUUAAUAAUAAAAGAUCAUGGUCGUUAUACAUUGGUUGGCAUUACAAGUGCCGGCUUCGGUUGUGGUGUUGAUCAUCAGCCUGGUAUUUAUCACAACAUACAAAAAACGAGCAAAUGGAUACAAGAAGUUAUACUAAGGAAUUCAUGAAAA